Molecule: messenger RNA, 930 nt
Organism: Pestalotiopsis fici W106-1
Lineage: Eukaryota; Fungi; Ascomycota; Sordariomycetes; Amphisphaeriales; Sporocadaceae
Exons: 1
Coding region: 1-930 (309 amino acids)
Cellular component (GO): membrane
Molecular function (GO): oxidoreductase activity
Source: RefSeq, a predicted model, not a curated record
AUGUCAAAGCCAGAAUUUACCCUUCGUACUGGGAUCUACGAUGCUAUCAGUCCUGAGAAAUUCGACAAGUCCUUGGCCGGCAAGGUCGCCAUUGUGACUGGCUCCAGUCGGGGAAUUGGGAGAGAGAUAGCUUCCGCUAUGGCCCGAGCUGGUGCUUCUGUUGUGAUCACAGGUCGGGCUGAGAAUGAGGUUCAGGAGACCGCCGCGGCGAUUUCUGCAGAGAACGAGGCGGCGAAAUCCGGGAACAAAGUCAUCGCAGUUGUCGGCGACGUAUGCUCCGACUCAGACAUGGAGAGACUUGUCCGGGAAACCGAAAAAUCAUUAGGCCCUGCCGACAUACUCAUUUGCAAUGCCGGAACGAAUACUUUCAUGCCAUUUCACCUGACGGACCCUUCGGAAUGGUGGAGGCAGAUGGAGGUCAACGUCAAAGGGCCGACAGAGCUCACUCGAAAGGUGCUGCCUUCAAUGCAGGCUCGCAACUCUGGGACAGUCAUCUAUACUUCAAGCCGAGCAGCCGCAGCGGAUCUGCCGUGGGCCGCAGCCUACAGUUGCGCCAAGACAGCCAUUACGCGAUUCGCAGGAGUGCUACAAAAAGAGCUGGACAUUCUACAGACGACGAGUCACGGGCAGAAUGGUAUUUCUCUCUUUUCAUUGCAUCCAGGCGAGGUCAAGACCAGGCUCCACACGAGUGCGUUUCCCGAAAAGACCAAGAAGGAAGCGCCAUACGUCGUUGAGCAUAUGGACAAGAUGGCAAAAAGUCAUCCCGACUUCAAGGCAGAGCUAGCAGCUUGGACUUGUGUCUAUCUUGCCGCCGGAAAUGGCAAGGGGCUCGAGGGCCGCUUGGUGGACGCCACACGCGAUAUCGAGGAGGUCAAGGCUCAUGUUCUCUCCAUUGAGAAACCAAAGAUUACCAAUGCUUGCGCUCCAUAA